AGGGUGAAUGAAUAUCUAAAAGACUGAAACAAUACAUUUUUUUAGGGUAGAUUUAAACUGUCACGCUAACAAAUUCCCUAGUAAGUCAAAACUAAUUUUUUUUACUAUAUUGGAAAAUAUUGGAAACAACAAGAACAAUUGAGGUGACAGUGUUUGUCUUCACUUGUACUACGUUUUCACUUGUUUAGAUUGCAUAGUUUUCUUCUCAAAUCUUAUAAAUGGACAACACUUUCUUAACCUUGUUGUUGUUCUUGUUCUUCUUUUGCUUUCUGCACCACCCCGUUUCUGCAUCAAAUCUACACAAAAUCAAGCAACUAAACUCAAAUCAUCUUUCUCAACUCACAUCAUCUUCACCAAUCAAAUAUUUUGAGGUAACAAAACCAAUUAAACUCCCAAAAGCAUCAAAACCAUGUUCAUACCACAUUCUUCAUCAUGAUUUUGGUUACACAUAUGGAAAUCCCCCAGUUCUUGCUAACUACACCCCUCCCUCUCAUUGCUCAUUUAAAAAAUUCUCCAAAAUUGUUCUUGAAUGGAAAGCAACAUGCGAGGGAAGACAAUAUGAUCGAAUUUUCGGUGUUUGGCUUGGUGGAGUUGAGUUACUCAGAAGCUGUACUGCAGAACCAAUAGCAAAUGGGAUUGUUUGGAGUGUUGAAAAAGACAUCACAAGGUAUAAAUCUUUGUUGUUGAAUCAUCAACAAAAUCAAACCUUAGCUGUUCUUUUAAGGAACAUUGUUGAUAAAACUUAUACUGGUGUUUAUCAUGUUGAUAUCACUAUUCACUUUCACGGUUACCCUUUUGAUGUUAAGAAGACUCAUAAGACAAAAAAGUUUGAUUCUUUAGCAUUUAGGAGUGGUUUUCAUGCAGAUUUGAUCUUGCCCAUUUCAAGGAAUCUCCCAAAAAAUGAUGUGUUGUGGUUUGAAAUUCAAAAUUCAACUGAUGUGGGUGUAAAGGAAUUUGUGGUUCCUCAAAAUGCUUAUAGGGCUGUGUUAGAAGUGUAUGUUUCAUUUCAUGAGAAUGAUGAGUCUUGGUAUAGUAAUCCUCCAAAUGAAUAUCUUGUUGCAAAUAACAUUACUGAUAGUAACCCUGGAAAUGGACCCUUUAGAGAGGUUGUAGUUACUCUGGAUGACAAGGUUGUUGGUUCAGUUUGGCCUUUUACUGUGAUUUUCACCGGAGGGGUUAAUCCUCUCUUGUGGAGACCGAUCACUGCGAUCGGCUCAUUUGAUCUUCCGUCUUAUGAUAUUGAAAUUACACCUAUUUUGGGGACAAUAUUGGAUGGAAAGAAGCAUUUGUUUGGGUUUAGUGUGACAAAUGCAUUGAAUGUUUGGUAUAUUGAUGCAAAUUUACAUCUUUGGUUGGAUACAAAGAGCAGUAGAACAGAAGGAGAGCUCGUGAAUCAUGUUGACAAACCUUUGGUUGAAUCUCUAGUAACCGACUUUAAUGGUUUAAACGGAACGUUCUUGACUAGUGCAAAGAAGUCCAUUUUGUCUACUGGAUGGGUUAGAUCCUCCUUUGGUAAUAUCACAACCAGUUUUGUUCAAGAUUUUGAUUACUACAAUUCAAUGGUUAUGAGGAAGAAUGGGAGCAAACAAACUGUGAAUCAAAUUAUAUCUUUCAACGACAGUAUUCGGGCUAAACUUCCAUCCUCCUAUCUAGAUUUGGUCGAUGACACAUACAGAAAAUUUUCCCUUUACUUGGACACAGAUGAACUAAAGGAGGAUAAUGACACUUAUUUAGCUGUUUCAAAUUUUACAUUAGGAUUUGAUGAGAAUAAGUCUAAGAGCAAGGUUUCCGGAAUUUCAAAUAGCUUUCUAAAAAAUGUGCAGGACGGCCAGGGUACAAUGGUUGUUAAAAAGAAUUUGGUUGUUAGUGGAGUGGGUGCAACACAACAAAAUUACAGAUAUAAAAGCAAUGAACAUUGCUACUCUAGGAAAAUUGGCAGCUCAAAUUAUACAAUUCUCUAUGAUAAAGUCAAAGAUACAUGCAACAAAAGAAGUCACUCUCGUUUUGGCAAUUUUAUCAGAAAGUUUCCCACUAUGCUCUAGAGUGAGUCCCUUUCUAGCUUCAAUCAAGGAGCUAAUUUCUGUAGUGUCUGUCAAAUUCUUUUCAUUUCACGUUACAUAUGGAAACACGCAAGAAUUGCCUUCUCUCUAUUGUUGUUGUUUUGCGUAGUUUCUUUGUAUGUGUGUUCUGAUUUGAAGUUUAUUGUGUUAAUUUGUUUGAGUUUGAACUUACUGAACAUUGUGGAAUAUGAAUGUCUGUUUUUAGUAUUAAUCCAAUGAUGAGAUUUCUGUUUUCUGGAA
Messenger RNA from Medicago truncatula (barrel medic), 2300 nucleotides. Its product is annotated as peptide-N4-(N-acetyl-beta-glucosaminyl)asparagine amidase A. Lineage: Eukaryota; Viridiplantae; Streptophyta; Magnoliopsida; Fabales; Fabaceae. The record is from RefSeq and is a predicted model, not a curated record. The transcript has a single exon. The coding region runs from base 219 to 2042 and encodes 607 amino acids.